Saimiri boliviensis boliviensis (Bolivian squirrel monkey) is the source of this 1285-nucleotide messenger RNA. RefSeq names its product CLN5 lysosomal BMP synthase (gene CLN5). Gene Ontology annotation, biological process: lysosome organization. Lineage: Eukaryota; Metazoa; Chordata; Mammalia; Primates; Cebidae. Gene Ontology annotation, cellular component: lysosomal membrane; lysosome. Gene Ontology annotation, molecular function: hydrolase activity, acting on glycosyl bonds. The record is from RefSeq and is a predicted model, not a curated record.
GCGCAGGGAGGAGUCACGCGCCGGAACCCGGCUCGCCAGCAAGCCCUGCGGCCCGCGCGGGGCACGGCGGUCUGCGUCCGGGCCGGCGGCUCUGCGCAAGCUCCGCCCUCCGGCGUCGCGGGGGUCGGGAGGCGCCGGAAGCGCUGGGGGCAGCCUGAUGGCGCCGGCGGGAGACACCGCACUGGGCGUCGAGAUGCGGCGGGGCGCGGGCGGGGCCCGGGGACGUGCUUCCCGGGGCUGGGCCCUGGCGCUGCUCUGCCUCGCGGCGGCUCCGGGCUGGCUCCGGGCUUCGGGCAGUCCCUCCCGGCGCCACUGGCCGGAGCCCUACAAACGCUUUGACUUCCGACCAAAACCUGAUCCUUAUUGUCAAGCUAAGUAUACUUUCUGUCCAACUGGCUCACCUAUCCCAGUUAUGAAGGAUGAUGAUGAUAUUGAAGUCUUUCGAUUACAAGCCCCAGUAUGGGAAUUUAAAUAUGGAGACCUCCUGGGACACUUGAAAAUUAUGCACGAUGCCAUUGGAUUCAGGAGUACAUUAACUGGCAAGAACUACACAAUGGAAUGGUAUGAACUUUUCCAACUUGGCAACUGUACAUUUCCCCAUCUCCGACCGGAAAUGGAUGCCCCUUUCUGGUGUAAUCAAGGCGCUGCCUGCUUUUUUGAGGGAAUUGAGGAUGCUCACUGGAAGGAAAAUGGGACAUUAGUUCAAGUAGCAACUAUAUCAGGAAACAUGUUCAACAAAAUGGCAAAGUGGGUGAAACAGGACAACGAAACAGGAAUUUAUUAUGAGACAUGGACUGUAAAAGCCAGCCCAGAAGAAGGUGCAGAAACGUGGUUUGAUUCCUAUGACUGUUCCAAAUUUGUGUUAAGGACCUAUAACAAGUUGGCUGAAUUUGGAGCAGAGUUCAAGAAAAUAGAAACCAACUAUACAAGAAUAUUUCUUUACAGUGGAGAACCUACUUAUCUGGGAAAUGAAACAUCUGUUUUUGGGCCAACAGGAAACAAGACUCUUGCUUUAGCCAUAAAAAAAUUUUAUUACCCCUUCAAACCGCAUUUAUCAACUAAAGAAUUUCUGUUGAGUCUCUUGCAAAUUUUUGAUGCAGUGAUUGUGCACAGACAGUUUUAUUUGUUUUAUAAUUUUGAAUAUUGGUUUUUACCUAUGAAAUUCCCUUUCAUUAAAAUAACAUAUGAAGAAAUCCCUUUACCUAACAGAAACAACACUAUCGGCCAGGCACGGCAGCUCACACCUGUAAUCUCAGCACUUUGGGAGGCCAAGGUGGGCAGAUGA